Molecule: messenger RNA, 1486 nt
Organism: Myotis myotis
Lineage: Eukaryota; Metazoa; Chordata; Mammalia; Chiroptera; Vespertilionidae
Gene: ATP1B3
Product: ATPase Na+/K+ transporting subunit beta 3
Exons: 7
Coding region: 143-988 (281 amino acids)
Biological process (GO): intracellular sodium ion homeostasis; sodium ion export across plasma membrane; intracellular potassium ion homeostasis
Cellular component (GO): sodium:potassium-exchanging ATPase complex
Molecular function (GO): ATPase activator activity
Source: RefSeq, a predicted model, not a curated record
GCGGCCGUGAGGAGGUGCCCUCGGCUGUUCCACCUUCUGCCGCUGUCGCCGGGCUGCGCCGCUCGAGCCGGGACGCGCCUCCGCGCUCCUCGCCGCCUCCAGCCCCGCGGCCGCCGCUCCCCUCGCCCUCGGCGCGCCCACCAUGACGAAGAAAGACAAGAAGUCCUUCCACCAGAGCCUGGCCGAGUGGAAGCUCUUCCUCUACAACCCGACCACCGGAGCGUUCCUGGGGCGCACCGCCAAGAGCUGGGGUUUGAUCUUGCUCUUCUACCUAGUCUUUUAUGGGUUCCUGGCUGCACUCUUCACAUUCACAAUGUGGGUUAUGCUUCAGACUCUGAAUGAUGAAGUUCCAAAAUAUCGAGACCAGAUUUCUAGUCCAGGACUUACGGUUUUUCCAAAACCAGUGACAGCGUUGGAAUAUUCAUUUAGUGUGUCUGAACCAGAGUCCUAUAAAGGGUAUAUUGAAGACCUUAAGAAGUUUCUAACGCCAUAUGCUUCGGAAGCACAGAAGAAUCUUAAAGUCUGCACCGAUGGAGCCCUCUCUGAACAGAAGGGUCCAGUUUAUGAAGCAUGUCAGUUUCCUCUUAACUUACUUGAAGCAUGCAGUGGGGAGAAUGAUCCUGAGUUCGGCUACUCCCAAGGACACCCUUGUAUUCUUGUGAAAAUGAACAGAAUAAUUGGAUUAAAGCCUCAAGGACAACCAAGGAUAGAAUGCACUGGUAAUUCUAAGGGUGAAAACACAACAACUCUACUAGCUUAUCCUCCUGAGGGAAACAUAGACUUAAAAUAUUUUCCAUAUUAUGGGAAAAAACUGCAUGCGAGUUAUCUACAGCCAUUAGUUGCUGUCCAGCUCAACUAUACUGCUAGCAGUACCCCAAAAGAAGUAACAGUCGAGUGCAAGAUUGUUGGAUCAAAAAACCUGAAAAACUAUGAUGAUCGUGACAAGUUUUUAGGACGAGUUGCUUUCAAAAUCACAAUGCGUGCAUAGUAGGAGUUAGAAUAUGUCCACAGAGUAAAUGUUGUGUUGUUUGUCUUUAUUUUGUAUCAGCCGGACCUGACAUUCUAGAAUUAUGAGACCACCUGAGAAAGAGGUGGGGUGGUACAUGACACUGCGGUAACAUUGUAAUGUGCUUCCCAAUCGUAGUGUUCGGUGUCCUCUGAAGUAACUGCCUGUUGCCUCUGCUGCCUUUGGAACCAUUGUACAGUCGUCAGAUGGGGACUGUGAACACCUGAUUCUGAACAUGUGGGUCUUGUCCUAUUUUUUUAUGUGGUUUAAUUGCCAAGUGUCUAAAGCUUAAUGUGCUGUGCCAUGUAAAUAUUUUAUAGAUUUAACACUGGUUAACUGUCAUAUAUUGAUGCCAACCAAGUUUUAGAGGUAAAAUGGUACCUGACCAGCAUGAAGUGACUUUACAGCUGCAAGAAAUGUGUGGGGAGAAGUUCUGUGUGUGCGGAGGAAAAAAGAAAAUAAAAGCAGAUUUGAAAGGUU